UUUUCAUAUUCAAAUUCGCAACAGGGACCAUUCACUCACUUCAGGUCCCACAAUACACAGCGGUUAGGAAGCGUGUGCGGUUCACGUUCGAAUUGUUCCAUUUCCAAAACAUUGCUUGCUGUUUGUGAAUUGCAAGUUUACUGGCCUGAGACUGUAGCUAUCCGGGUGACGUUUGGAGUGGACACAGUACACAAAAGGUAAUGAUUUGUAAAUAAAGUACUGACCCAGCCAAUCAAGAAUCAUGGAAGAUGACUGGAAACCACUGCUGGCCUCAGAAAGGGCUGGAGAGGGCUACACAGAUCGCGGUGUCAUGGACUCUCUAGACCCAAAGUCGAAAAGGCCUUUCCACGUGGAGCCGCGGAACAUCGUGGAGGACGACGUGCCGGAGAGGGUGUCGGCCGAGGCCUCGGUCAUGAGCAGCAGAGUGCACUACUACGGCCGCCUCACCGGCUCCUCUGACAGAUUACUGGUUCCUCCAGAUCACGUGAUCCCUGCUCCAGGGGAGAUCUAUGUUUACAGUCCACUGGGAACUGCGUUCAAAGUGCAGGGAGGUGACGGGACAACCAAAAACCCCAGCAUUGUUACCAUUUUUGCCAUAUGGAACACAAUGAUGGGUACUGCUAUACUGAGCAUGCCUUGGAGCAUAAAGCAGGCAGGGUUCACCUUAGGCAUAAUCAUCCUGAUUUCUAUGGGCUUAUUGACACUGUACUGCUGCUACAGAGUACUGAAGUCUCCCAAGUCAAUACCCUCUCCAGGCUGUGGUGUGGGCCACGUCCCACGAACAUAUGUAACUAGUGUAACAGAAUACGCAGAUACCUCAGACUGGGAGUUCCCUGAUGUGUGUAAAUAUUACUUUGGGGCCGUUGGCCAGUGGUCCAGCCUGCUGUUCUCCAUGGUGUCCCUUAUCGGUGCCAUGGUGGUCUACUGGGUCCUCAUGUCCAACUUCCUGUUCAACACGGGGAAAUUCAUAUACAACUACGCUCACAAUGUCAGCAUGGCAGAUUCGGAGUUUGGGACCAACGGAACGGAACGAGUGAUCUGCCCUUUCCCCAACGAGGACCACGGGAACAACUGCAGCGUGAGCCUGUUCUACCUGAGCAGCAACGGCACGGGGGCGCCCCUGUUCGACCGCUGGUGGAGCAAGACCAACACCGUGCCCUUCUACCUCAUCAUCCUGCUCCUCCCCCUCCUCAACUUCCGCUCAGCCUCCUUCUUCGCCCGCUUCACCUUCCUCGGUACGAUAUCGGUGGUCUACCUGAUCUUCCUGGUCACGCUGAAGGCUUUUCGCCUGGGCUUCCACCUGGAGUUCCACUGGUUCGACUCGUCCAAGUUCUUCGUGCCAGAGUUCAGGCUGCUCUUCCCGCAGCUGACUGGAGUCCUCACUCUGGCGUUCUUCAUCCACAACUGCAUCAUCACACUGAUGAAGAACAACAAACACCAAGAGAACAAUGUGCGGGACCUGUCGGUGGCCUACCUGCUGGUGGGCCUGACCUACCUGUAUGUGGGCGUCCUGAUCUUCGGCUCGUUCCCGUCCCCCCCGCUCUCCAAGGACUGCAUCGAGCCGAACUUCCUGGACAACUUUCCCAGCAGCGAUGUCCUGGUCUUCGUGGCUCGGGCGUUCUUGCUGUUCCAGAUGACCACGGUCUACCCGCUGCUUGGCUACCUGGUCCGGGUGCAGAUGAUGGGCCAGAUCUUUGGCAAACAUUACCCUGGGUUCUUCCAUGUCUUCACCCUGAACGUGAUCAUUGUGGCUGCAGGAGUCCUCAUGGCCAAGUUUUACCCCAACAUCGGCUCCAUUAUCAGGUACUCGGGGGCGUUGUGCGGUCUCGCCCUGGUCUUCGUGCUCCCCUCGCUCAUACACAUGAUAUCCCUCCGCCGCCUCGGGGAGCUCCGCUGGCCCUCCGCCCUCUUCCACAGCUUCCUCAUCCUCCUGGGGGUGGCCAAUCUGAUCGGGCAGUUCUUCAUGUAGCUCCGCCUUCUCGCAGCCUCAGCUGCCAACUGACCAAUCGGGCAGCUCCUUCGUCAGCUCCACCUUCCUAUCACUCCCUGGGGCAUUCUGCGGAGAAAAUGGCAGUUUCCAGCAGAUUAUGUAAUACUCUUUUGAAAAGGCACAUUCUGAAGGAAAUCAGGUGUCAUUUUUUUUGUAGACAGAUGGCUUUUUUGUACAUUUAUAUGAACGGUUUCCAACUCAAAUACAACUAGAGCUCUAUUUUUUUGUUUUGAGACAAAAAUUGUUCAGUUGAUUCUGUCACAGCAGGAAGCAGCGACGGAAUUGGAAGAAUUCCCAUGAAUCAAAGAACGCGUUGUAAAAUAAUUUUCGACAUUUUGACGCCUCCAUCAGAUGGACCUUUUCUGCAGUGUGGAUUCCUUCAGGCAGGAGGAAUGAAGGAAGAUGAUGCUCAAGCACCCUGAUGCUCAUAUUGGCUUUUGUCUACUCUCAGCCGAAUGCAGCGUGUGUGUUCUCAAGUCGUAGAUACUAUACUUUAGGUCUUAAAAGUAAUAGUUCAGCCUCAAAAACAGGGGCUUUUAUUUUUUUAAGAAUGUAUUGGGGGACCUAAGCCGUGGAAUAUUUCAGCUGGCUGUGAAUUCAGUUCUGAAUCAGAGCUAAGAAAGAACUGCAAUGGAACGGACACACAGAUUCAUGGGUCCUGUCAGUGCCUCGUAGUGUGUUCAGGAUAUCACAAGCAAUCCGCUCUUGUUAAAACGUGUGUGUCUGUGUGUGUCUGUGUGUGUGUGUGUUUGUAAAAGAUGCAGUGAUUCCACAUAAUAGUCUACGGUUAUGGAAACUGAUUUCCCCAGGGAGUGUUCCAUAGUUUUCUCCAGCUGGGAGGUAGCAGUCAGCAGUCGGCUUGACUUGCACCCUCUCUGUAUCCUCAUACACUCACCUAGAUUGGGAGAAGAUAUUUAGGCCCCUCGGCCUAAUCGUGUCCUCUUAACCUUGCCCUCUUUUUCAGUCUAAUAAUCGUAUUUGCCUGGGGUAAUGUAGUGGCUAGCCAGUUGCGCUGGCCGGUGCAUUAGUGCUUAUCGUGUUGUCAGUCUCUUUUCCUUGGGGGGUGCAAAUUUGGCCAGCUGGUUUAAUGUCCGAUGUAUUCAGUGACAGACUACAGGGAGGAGCCGGCCGGACCUCAACAUGUAGCUCCUCCCACUUCCUCUGCCAGCGGUUUUCUUGGAAGAGCCUGUGUGUGUGUUGCCUGGCAACUUGUGGGAUAUGCAUUAUUGUUCAGACCUGUACAAGAAGGGAAAAACUGCCUAUACCAUAUAUAUAUAUAUAUAUAUAUAUAUAUAUAUAUAUAUAUAUAUAUUCCAUCUUUAUCUUUAAGCGGCAAGUGCAAUUGAAACCAAUGUAAAGCCAUGUUGAUUUGAAAGGGGACAAGCGCCAUGCAUUUAAAGCAUGCAUGAGCAGUCAGCUAUGUAUAAACUAUGGGUGAAACUUGUAUGGGAGACUACAGUGAGUCUCCAGUGCUAUCUUUCCCUUUUCUAUACGGUAAUCAUUUGUUCUUAAAGACACCAGAAAUGCAAUUGGAGGAGAUGAUGCACCUUAGUACGAAUAUGAUUGGAUUAAAGGGAGUUUUUGAUUGCCUGAAAAUGUGUACAAGUUACCAUGUGAAGACUGACAUUAGCUUGCAUCGUGCCAUUUUUUAAAACUGAUUUCCAUAAUUUAAAUUCUACUCGAGAUCAGUUUAAGUUCUCCAGAAUUUGUCUUAAGCUAUUUGGUAGUUUGACUGUUUGAACACAAAAUAUGUGCAAAAAUGUUUAGAAUGUGUUGGCAGCCAACAGCAGAUGGCGCUAAAUGAUGUCAGCCUGUUCGCUGAGCUACAGAUGUGCAUAUGCAGUAUGGAAUGCAAAAGUCUUAAUAUUUGCAGGAACGUGUACACAUUGGCUUGCCCUGUCUGAAAAGCACCUAUGGAUCCUCCCAUAUCUCAGCGUAUCUCGGAUCGGUUCAAGUACUGUACAUGUUUUUGCUGUGCAAGCAGUGUAUUUUACCUUGGAAUGUUUGCUUUUAGAAUAUAUCACCUAAAAUCUA
Anguilla anguilla (European eel) is the source of this 4024-nucleotide messenger RNA. It is a transcript of the gene slc38a9, whose product is annotated as solute carrier family 38 member 9. Gene Ontology annotation, biological process: amino acid transmembrane transport. The transcript has 17 exons. Gene Ontology annotation, molecular function: amino acid transmembrane transporter activity. Bases 242 to 1969 code for a protein of 575 amino acids. The record is from RefSeq and is a predicted model, not a curated record. Lineage: Eukaryota; Metazoa; Chordata; Actinopteri; Anguilliformes; Anguillidae.